AUGUCUGCCGCUGUGGCAGAUAGUAGCUACAGUUUGGUGCACGGACGCCCCAUUAGGCCCCUCCCGAAACGUCGACUUCGUUUACGACUGUCCGAGGAUGCCAGUGCUGCUCUGUUCGGUCCUUCGCAGCAACCAACUACCCCACUAUUCUACUUUCCAUACAACAAUUACGCUGGAGACACUGCUCUAGGUGGUACCGGUACAUCUAUUGGCUCCAGUACGGGCAAUCAUAACAUAGGGGACAGCCUGCAGGACUCGUCGGAUGAGGAGGAUAACUCUAAUGCAUCGGUUUCUCGUGGUGUCGGGAAUGAUGGUUCUGGUGUAACGGAGGGUGCUGCUGGUCCGACAGAUUCCUAUGAGUGGUCCGAGAAUACCAAUAAUAAGAAGAAGCGGAAGAUCCCAACACCUGCAGGUUCCGGGGGUACAUGUAAUGUUGGAGGAAAUGGGGCCGGCGGGGGCGGAUCUCAGUCUUCAUCCGGAUUUUCGCCUACCCCAACUCCUACACCUCGGAGCCGUUGGAAAACGAGUGGUUCUACACAGAGAUCGCCGUUAUCUACUAUUUCUUCAGCGAACCACGCAUCCUUACGGAGGAAUUGCCGGAGAUAUUCAUCUUCACCGUCAACUGAUGCAUUCGCUAAAAAGACAACUGGCGGGAAAUAUUCUGGGGAUGAACCUGUGACUCUCUCAAAAGCAAGGCGUCGGGCUGAGGAUAACGGUAGUUUAGCUGGGUUACCACCACCGCCGAAACAAACUCAGUUUACUUUUGUUUGUGAAUCACCGGUUUCUGCAAGCUUAGCGUUUUCCACAUCUUCUCUCCACAACUCUGCAUCUACCGUCAGAGAAACGGUUAUUGUUGGUCCUGGAUAUCAAAAAUCAAUGCAUACAAUUGGGACACAAACAUCCCCCAUGUCAAAUCACACUGCCUAUCCUCCUAUACCUCAACAGACAAAGAAGAAGCCUGGCAAUCGAGCUCCAAAUUCUAGACGUGAAUAUGCCUUUCAGCAACAGCGACGACGCAGGCAGGAAGCAAUGGGAGGAAGUGGGAAUAAUAAUGGGGAAAAUUGGGUCUGCGAAUUUUGCGAGUACGAAAUGAUAUUUGGUGAAGCUCCGGAGGCACUUAUACGACAAUAUGAGAUUAAAGAUCGUAAAGAACGGCGAAAGAUGGCGGAAAAACGACGGCUUCUUGAGAAAGCUAAGCAAAAAGGAAAGAAGAAUUCUGGGAAAAAUUCUGGAAAGAAGGGAGGGGGUAAUACUCAUCAUAACAAUUCAAACUCUACGGCUCCUCCACCACCUCCGCCCAGCACAACGGACUCACAAGGAACUCAGAGUGACAAUACACCCCUUGCUAGCGCGUCCCAAACUCCAGCGUUGAGGCCGCAACGACAUAGCCAACAGGUGCAGACUGAAUCCUAUCUGGAGGAAAGCAAUAACCAUGUGAGUACUGGUAGGGGCGCUGGGGGCGGGGGCGGCGGAACAAGGGGCGGAGUCAGUGCCGGAGGUAUUGGAAGUAUUGCAGGUAUUAAUAGUGGUGGUGCCUCGUCUUUGUAA
This is a messenger RNA of Morchella importuna, 1548 nucleotides long. RefSeq lists its product as uncharacterized. The coding region runs from base 1 to 1548 and encodes 515 amino acids. The transcript is spliced from 2 exons. The record is from RefSeq and is a predicted model, not a curated record. Lineage: Eukaryota; Fungi; Ascomycota; Pezizomycetes; Pezizales; Morchellaceae.